UCGUUGAACAAAGGAAAAUUCUGAAAGCAGCAAUGGAGAUAGCCGCCGUAACUAGCACUGUCUCCGUCGCGCCGCAGUCGCGUCUAUUGUCGAAUGCGUUCUCCAGGAAGCUAGGAUCUAUAUCCUCUCUUUCGUUCGGUUUCUUCGAGAAAGAAUAUUGCUUUAAGAGCUCUAGGCUUUGCGUGUCUGCUACAGCCUCCAUGGACGCCGUCACUGCCGAGAAAACCUCUCAGGCGUCGAGUUUUCUCAACAAGAAAGAGACCGGAAUUCUUCAUUUUGUGAAGUACCAUGGCCUCGGCAAUGACUUCAUAUUGGUGGACAACAGAGACUCAUCGGAACCUAAGAUUACUCAAGAGCAGGCUUCGAAGCUGUGCGAUCGAAACUUUGGUGUUGGUGCCGAUGGAGUGAUUUUUGCAAUGCCAGGAGUCAAUGGUACUGAUUACGCAAUGCGGAUAUUCAAUUCAGAUGGUAGUGAACCAGAGAUGUGUGGCAAUGGAGUUCGAUGCUUUGCUAGGUUCAUUGCUGAGCUUGAAAAUCUGCAGGGAAAACAUAGUUUUACAAUACAUACCGGUGCUGGCUUGAUUGUUCCAGAAAUUCAAGAUGAUGGACAGGUUAAGGUUGACAUGGGGACACCAAUUCUUAAAGCACAAGAUGUGCCCACGAAGUUGCCUGGGAACAAAGGUGAAGCUGUUGUUCAGGCAGAGCUAGUUGUUGAUGGAGUAAGCUGGAAUGUGACGUGUGUUAGUAUGGGCAAUCCUCACUGUAUCACAUUUGGUAAAAAGGGUGGCCCGAGCCUGAAAGUUGAUGAAUUGAACUUACCAGAGAUUGGUCCAAAGUUCGAGCAUCAUGAAAUGUUCCCGGCUCGAACUAACACUGAAUUUGUUGAGGUCUUAUCACGUUCUCACUUGAAAAUGCGUGUGUGGGAGCGCGGAGCAGGAGCAACUUUGGCCUGCGGAACUGGAGCUUGUGCUCUGGUUGUUGCCGCAGUCCUUGAAGGUCGAGCCAACAGGAAAUGCACUGUGGAUUUACCAGGGGGACCGUUGGAAAUAGAGUGGAAACAGGAAGACAACCAUAUUUACAUGACCGGUCCUGCAGAAGCUGUUUUCUACGGCUCAGCACUGCUCUAAUGGGCCUUCACAGUCGAUGACUUGUCCUCUCACUGUUGUUGUUCUUUUGGGGUCUGUGUUCUAAUCCAAGCGUACUAAGCUGCUACCUGUCCCGCCUAGAUUGUGUUUCAUGGAUUUGUUUAUGCACUUCUAUUGUUUUCAGAGUAAAAUUCCAAACCUUUUGAAUUGUUGCAUUUGUGUUCAUAAUUUAAAUCUUUUUUCA
Messenger RNA from Capsella rubella, 1329 nucleotides. RefSeq names its product diaminopimelate epimerase, chloroplastic. The coding region runs from base 33 to 1127 and encodes 364 amino acids. Gene Ontology annotation, molecular function: diaminopimelate epimerase activity. The transcript is spliced from 9 exons. Gene Ontology annotation, cellular component: cytoplasm; cytosol. Lineage: Eukaryota; Viridiplantae; Streptophyta; Magnoliopsida; Brassicales; Brassicaceae. The record is from RefSeq and is a predicted model, not a curated record.